Molecule: messenger RNA, 8897 nt
Organism: Alosa alosa (allis shad)
Lineage: Eukaryota; Metazoa; Chordata; Actinopteri; Clupeiformes; Clupeidae
Exons: 24
Coding region: 308-8170 (2620 amino acids)
Source: RefSeq, a predicted model, not a curated record
UCAAACAAGCAUGGGGCUUGAAGUAUGGUACAUCAACUUUGUUAUGGAUUACUUACUUCACAUGUUCUUGGUUAAUUGCGGAUUUAGCUAACUUGUUUACAACCCCCUUUGCAUUCGCACUCUAUGGUGAAAUGUCGUUCGUAUGAGAGCGGCUAAAUUCCAUAGGACAGACCUUGGACCAGCCCACUUUCUAAUACCACUUGUCCUUCUUCGCAACUAAAACAUCCAUGUUUUGCAGGUAAUGUUACUACUGCCAAAAGGACUCGUUUCUCCGUCAACCUAAUCUGGACUGCAGUCAGGUUAUGCCAUGGAUGCAGGUUAUUGUCCUGUCGAUGGGAAAGAGGAACGACCAGGCGCAAGCGGGUACACUCCUUCUCCAGGACAGAGUGUACACGAUCCGCCGUCGAAACAUGAGCUUUCUCGGAAGGCUCCAGGCGUCCAAACGAGGACGGGGGUUCGACGUGAGGUUGCUUUUGGACCAAAACGUGGACCUCACGAACCAGUGCAACCAGGUCCCCUUACAACUCACGUUGUACGUGAGCUUACCGAGAUCCUCCAGGAGCGGGAGAAUCUGAGGAAGGAUCGAGGUGUUUACCUGCAGAAGAUGCAGUACCUGGCCAAGGAGCAGCUGUACUUCCAGCAGGAGCUGAAAGAGCAUCAUCUCGGCGUCACGUUGGACCCUGAUGACCCCCAGCGGCGUGCCAUGACUGAGUUUUUGCAGCACAUUAAUACCCACCUCCUGUCAUUGCGGAAGGCUGACGAAUCCACCAAGUACCACCUCCUCAGGCUGCAGCAGGAGGCCGUACUCCUGGGCCUUCCUCCUCCAGCCCACCCCUGGUCCUCAGACGCAGAUAUUCUGCUGCCAGACGAGGAGGACGAGAGCCAACAGCAGGAGAUCGUCCCUCCCAGCUGCGCUCCCCUCCCACAGCCAAGCCCACCGGAGCCCCCCCACCACCACACCCCCAGACCACAGCCAAGCCCACCGGAGCCCCCCCACCACCACACCCCCAGAACACAGCCAAGCCCACCGGAGCCCCCCCACCAUGACACCCCCAGAACACAGCCAAGCCCACCGGAGCCCCCCCACCAUGACACCCCCAGACCACAGCCCCUGACGGCCACAGUAAGGCCUUUACCAUCGAGCCACGUAGGAAUUGUCAAAUCUGCAAAGAUGAUUGAGCUGACUAAAGAGCCCAUGAUCUCCCAGCCAGCUGAAGGAGCCUCCAGCACUCCCAGCUCUAAUGCAGACACGCACUCUGUCAGCGCGGGGGACAAGUGUAUGGCAGCGUGGAGCCAGGAUGGACGAAAGGAGAGGAUUGAGGAGCAGGGAGAGUAUAAGAAGGAGCAGAUGCAGCAAGAGCACCUCAACAGCAAAUUCAGCUGCACAAGCCUGACGGUCCAGGUUGAUGGGGAAAAGAAGACCAUCCUCUUGCCGGAGUUUCCACACCGCACAGCGACCCUCGGAUUAAGCAACAACAAAAAUAAAGAGGAGGGGAAUGAAAUUAGGAAGGUCUACGCCAGGAAUAAGUGGAGACCGAUAGGUGGUGCAGAGCCAUCUCCUCAAGCGGCAAACACCACUGAGGUUGUAAGUGCUAAACACAGUGAGGGAACUGUGCUGAGAGUCCCUCCAAAGGAGAACACACCCGUCAGUAAUCUGGCAGUUCAUGACAACAAGGACUUUCAUCUUGGCAGUUUGAAGACUUUUGUAAGGGGAGUGGAGAAGAAGCUGAGCUUCAGUGCAGAUGAUGUGCUAACGAAGGCCACCAUGCUGGUUGGGGAUAAAGUUCAGUUUAAAAUAUCCACCAACCUCAAGACCAAGGAAGAGAGGGCCGUCAACGUGGAGAUCCUGGCCGACACCUUCCAGUGCACGGACACAGAGGAGCUGCGAAGAACAGGUGUGGUUCUUGGCUUGAGCCACUCAUUUGGAUACAUCAAGUGCUCUAAGGGCCCAGAGCUGGUCUUUGACCUCUGCGAGGUCAUGGAGGAUGAGAUGCUCUCCAUCUCCGAGAAAGUGGAGUUUACCAUAGUGCUGAACACGGCGGCUGGAACAGGCUACCAAGCCAUCAGGAUCCGGAGAUCGAAAGUGUUCACCUCUGUGCCAACAUUAGAGGGCUCCACUACAACACAGACACAGAAAGGGUUCACCCCUGUGCCAACAUUAGAUGGCCCCACUACAAGACAGGCACAGAGAGUGUUCACCCCUGUGCCAACAUUAGAAGGCCCCACUACAACACAGGCACAGAGAGUGUUCACCCCUGUGCCAACAUUAGAAGGCCCCACUACAACACAGGCACAGAAAAUGUUUACCUUCAUGCCAACACUGGACAGCUCCACUAUAACACAGACAGAGAAGAUGUGGAUGGCCUUACCAAAUUACACUUUGUCUGGUGGCCAAAGUUAUCUAAAUCAACUCACAAAUCAGUACACCAGCUCAAAUGACUACAGUUGGAAUGGAAUUGUUCGCAAACAAGUGAUUCAGAAUGAUGCAAGAACUCAUUCUGAUUACCCCAUUAAAGUCGAGCCUCAGGCAUAUCUGACUUUGCAACAUCUACUUGGCUCCGUCAGUUGCAACAGGAGCCGAAGCCACAGCAGAAACAGGAGCCGGAGCAGGGACAGGAGCCGGAGCAGGGACAGGGGAGUUGAUUGGUACUGGAGACACAGUCGGAGUUACAGUCGGAGUCGCAGCAGCAGCAGCAGCAGCAGCAGAAGUAGAAGCUGGGACAGAGGUGGCAGGACUGGUCGAUAUCAGAGUCACCGUAGCUCAAGCAGAGAAUGGAGACGAAGAGGGAGGAGCAGGGAGAGGGGCAGUAGAGAUAGGUGGAGUCGCAGCAGAAGCAGAGAACUUUCCCACAGGAACAGACAUAGCAGUAGCAGGGAGAAGAGCAGAGAACUUUCCCCCAGGAACAGACGUAGCAGUAGCAGGAAGAGGAGCAAAGAACAUUCCCACAGGAACAAACGUAGCAGUAGCAAGAAGAGGAGCAGAGAAGUUUCCCACAGAAACAGACGUAGCAGUAGCAGGGAGGGGAGUAGAGAAGUUUCCCACAGAAACAGACGUAGCAGUAGCAGGAAGAGGAGCAAAGAACAUUUCCACAGGAACAGACGUAGCAGUAGCAGGGAGGGGAGUAGAGAACUUUCCCCCAGGAACAGACGUAGCAGUAGCAGGAAGAGGCGCAAAGAACAUUCCCACAGGAACAGACGUAGCCGUAGCAGGGAGAGGAGCAGAGGACUUUCCCCCAGGAAUAGACGUAGCAGUAGCAGGAAGAGAAGCAGAGAACUUUCCCCCAGGAACAGACGUAGCAGUAGCAGGAAGAGGAGCAGAGAUGGGAACAGGGACGGGGGCAGAGACCAGAAUAGCAAUCAGGGCAGGAACCGAAGCCCUGAGUGUAAAGAUGAGAAACGGAAGAGACAAAGCAGCAGUGUUGAGGGUUCCUCUAGGAAACACAAGCGGACCAGGAGACCCAAGAUAGAGACUGUGACCGCAAAGAUUCCUAAGGACCUGUCCAGUUCUAAGGCCUCUGUUACUACCACUUACAGAUCACCUAAAUCUGAUGCAGAUGAGGGUGAGGAUUUGGUCAGGAAGGAAAUGGAGCUGGAAGAGUUGGAAGCUCUGAUUGCUAAAAAAUUGGCAGAAAAUGAUGCCUUGGAGCUACAGAUGACAUCCACUGUCUUUGAUCCUAUAAACAAAACUGACUUGAGUCCUGAGCCAUCACUUGCAGAUAGGGAGACCACUGUAGUACCUGAGAAUUCACUUGCAGAUAGGGAGACCACUGUAGUACCUGAGAAUUCACUUGCAGAUAGGGAGACUACUGUAGAAACUGAGAAUUCACUUGAGAACACUGUAGUACUUGAGCCAUCACUUACAGAUAAGGAGGUCACUGUGCUACCUAGUCAAACCCCUCUUUCCCCUCAACAUCACAGAACUACACCCCCACUCAGAGAAGCAGACAGAGAUGAACUGUAUGACCCCUUCCAGGUGGACGAGGAGGAGGAAGGAGAAAUCAUAGAGGGACCAAGAGCUGACUGGCGAGGUGAUGAUGGAGCUCUGAGAAACGGAAGGGAUAUUUCAUGUGGCGGUGAUAUGGAAUCAGGGCUGCGUGUGGAGGAGCUGGCGCCCAGACAGGCUGAGGUGGACAAGGGGGAGUCCUGUGGACAUGGAGACGAGGCUGAUGACUGUUACGAGCACCACAUGGAACAGGACAAGAGCCUAGUUCCAUAUGAUCAGAAGAGAGAAAACCAAACACCUAUCCUGGCCCAACACCAACAGGACCAGAGCCUAGUGGCACAUAAUCAGAAGAGAAAAGUCCAAACACCAAGCCUGAACCAACAUGAACAGGAGAUAACUGAUACCUAUAGACAGGUUAACAGUAAGACCCACCCCAAGUCCACUGGCAUAACCCUGAACACAUGCAAUGCAAACCAGCUGUCCGUCACAAAUCCAACGACAGCAAAGCCAAUGCCCUCACAACCCGAGCAUUCAUCAGGCCAACAGCACAGUCAGGGCUCUUCCUCAGACACAGUCACAGAUGUGGCCCACCAUCCACAGCCUCCACACGGCCAGGUUACUCGUGAAAUUGUGAAAACGGUCUGGAUUUGUGGUGAUGGCCUUGUAGCUGUGGCUUCACAAUUGGCCCAGUCACCACUGCAUGGCAUUAGGCUGGGUCAGAGUGGCACUGGAGUACGCGUCUACUGGAAAGGACUGCAGGGCAUGUUAUGGGACCAGCUUGUGCCCCUGCUACGCUACCUUAAGAUGGGAUGGCCCAGUCCAGACAUGCUUAUCAUUCACCUGGGACACAGUGAUGUUGAUAGAAGAGACAUGGAAGACUUGCUGAGCACCAUUAGGAAGGACCUGACCUCCAUACACAACAUCUUUCCCCAGUGCCUGAUUGUGUGGUCAGACAUGCUGCCAAGAUAUGGGAUGUACAGUAACAAAGGCAUUAUUGACUUGAUCAAUGUCAAGGUUCAUGCCUUUGUUGCAGAGUUGGGUGGCACAGCAAUCACCCAUCAGAUCGGACCUCUGUUAUAUGGCCCUGACGGAAUGUUCCUCUCGCAGAUUGGCAUUCAUAAGUUCAACCUGGACAUUAAAGUCUCUGUGGAUCAGUGGGAGCAGGAGGUCAACCAGACGUCAGGUAAUGUUACCAUACCAACUGAAAAAGUAAAAACGAUCUGGAUUUGUGGUGACAGUCUUGUAGCUUUGGGCAAAAGACAGUUAGAGUCACCACAGUGGGGCAUGGAAAUGGGCAGCCCGAGGAUGAGGGUGUAUUGGAGCGGAACGGAGGGCAUGAAAUGGAAGCAGCUCGUACCCCAUCUGGUCAAUCUUGAAAAGAAGUGGCCACUCCCAGACAUGCUCCUUAUUCACCUCGGGGGCGACAGCAUCCGCAUCCCCGUCAGACCCCACAACCAGCAGAUCAUCAUCAAGAAAAACCUGACCGCUGUACACAAGAUGUUCCCUCAGAGCCUGAUGGUGUGGUCUGACAUCAUCAGAAGGGUCCCCAGGAAGUUACAUGUGUCUGCUGGUGAGGAGGUGGAGGACUCGCCUGUGGUCCGGCCUCAUGAUGUCAUUAAUCGCUUGGCGCAUGCUGUAGUGACUGAACUGGGAGGACAAGUUCUCACCCAUGAGAACAUGGAACCUGGAUUAUUUCGCCGCAAGGGCCAGCUGCUCUCAGACCAAGGCGUUCAAAAGUUCAACCUGAACAUCAGGAGGUUUCUGGAUCAGUGGGAGAGGGAGGUCAAUGCUGCAUCAGAACACUCUGCACCCACCCCAACGUUCCAGAGCCCCGCUAACAUUCCUGCUGUAUCAGAACUCACCGCACCUACCCCAACGUUCCAGAACCCCGCUAACAUUCCGGCAGAUGAUGACAUUGACGUGACUCCAGAAGACUCUGGAAACACCGUCAUUUCCUUCCAACAGUCCCAGAAGCAGCAGAUCAGAGAGAGCAAUGAGAGUCCUGUGGAGACGACCCAGACACAUGGGAGCAGUGAGCCCAUCACAGGCAUGGUGACCAGCGACAGUGUUAAGAGAGUCUGGAUUUGUGGUGAUGGUCUUGUAGCUUUGGCCUCUCGCACGGGAGAUCCAAUAGCCCAGCUGAGCAAAAAUGGCACUAGAGUUAACACAUAUUGGAAGGGAUACAUACCAAGCUGGUACAAGCUUGUACCCAAGCUGAAACAGGUCAAAUUGUCAUUGCCCAAUCCAGAUAUGCUCAUCAUCCACCUGCAAAUAAGGGAAAUGAACCCAAAAAGCACAGAGGAACUGUUGAUCACCAUCAAGAGGAGUCUGACCGCCAUACGCGACAUCUUCCCCCAGUGCCUGAUUGUGUGGUCUGACUUCCUGCAAGAACCCCCCAAGAAAAAAGGCAACGUGGGAAAUGUUGACAAUGCAGUGGACGGAUUUUAUGACGUGAUUAACCGCAGAGUGCGUGCCAUGAUGGCUGAACUAGGGGGAACAGCUAUAAGCCAUGACAACAUUGGGCCUAAACAUUAUAAUCCAAAUCUCUGUCAUCGGAAUGGUCAACGUCUCGAAUGCGGUGGUGUGAAAAUAUUCAAAAACAACAUCAACGACUUCAUCUUUGAGUGGGAGUGGACGGUUAACCCCACUUCAAAACCCGUCUCAUGUUCCACGACCAAGCAGCAGCAGGUCAGAGAGAGCAAUGAGAGUCCUGUGGAGGCGAACCAGACACAUGGGAGCAGUGAGCUCAUCACAGCAGGCACAAGUUCAUCUAACGUUACACCUAAAGCGCAGCUUCACGUUUUUGAGAGGGGAUGGAAGGUUAAACCCACAUCAGAAUCCGUCUCAUGUUCCACGACCAAGCAGCAGGUCAGAGAGAGCAAUGAGAGUCCUGUGGAGGCGAACCAGACACAUGGGAGCAGUGAGCCCAUCACAGGCGGUGCUACCAGUAAACUUGUUAAAACCGUCUGGAUUUGUGGUGACAGUCUUGUGGCUACAGUCUCUAAAAAGACUCCGUUGCCUACGUAUAGCAGUAAACUGGGUCCGAAUAGCCCCAGGGUGCGGUUCUAUUGGAGUGGAGAGCAGGUCCAGAAAUGGAAGAUGCUGCUCCCUCAGCUAAGCACUCUUCAGCAGAACUGGCCCCCUCCAGAUGUGCUCAUCAUCCACAUGAAGGACGACUUCAUACACACACGAGACUUCGAGGACAUGCUGAGCAUCAUCAGGAGGGACCUGAUCUCCAUUUGCAACACCUUCCCCCAGUGCCUGAUCGUGUGGUCUGACAUCCUGCCGAGAUACUCCAAGAAGCAAGGCGCCAAGCCCGUGGAGAUGCUGAACACACAUCACGGUGUGAUCAACGACCGAGCCCAUGCCAUUGUUGCUAAACUGGGCGGGGCCUUUGUCAUGCAUAAGAACAUCGGGAGCGAUCACUAUCGGCGGAAGGGCAGUAGCCUCACAUGCAACGGAGUAAAAGUGUUCAAAACCAACAUCCAAGAUUUUGUGAAUGAGUGGGCGAUGGAGGCCACACCUGCAUCAAAAAACCCACAUCCCUCCUAUAGCACAAAGAAGCAGCAGCAGGUCAGAGAGAGCAAUGAGAGUCCUGUGGAGGCGAACCAGACACAUGGGAGCAGUGAGCCCAUCACAGUGCCUGCUACUGUAAAAUGUCCACCCAAAACGGUGUGGAUGUGUGGCGAUGCUCUGUCCGAUCUGGCCCGAUGGAUGACGACCGAGCCGCCGCACGGCGUUAAGACGAGUUCCAAUAGCACACAGGUGUUCCAGGUCACCACCUGGAGUGCGCUCGUGGUCGAGAUGACCAGCGAAAAUAGACGCAAGUGGCGCCGUCCAGAUCUGCUGCUGGUCCACCUGGGAGUGAACAACAACGUGACUAACCCGAAGCAUCUGCUGAACACCAUCAGAAAGGACCUGACCCGCCUGCACAGCGACUACCCCCAGUGCCUGAUCGUCUGGUCCAACAUGCUGCCCGUGAGCGUGCCCAAAGCGGGCGUGAGGCCUGUGGCAGCGGGCAGAAUCAAUAACGUGAUCAAUCGCGGUGCGCUCACUAUAGUAACUGAACUGGGGGGAAGGGUUCUCUCCCAUGAGAACAUUGGGCGUGAACUCUACGGCCCUGAUGGCAACUUCCUGUCAGACCAAGGCACUGAGAGGUUGAAGCUGAACUUCCAGCAGUUUCUGCAAGAGUGGGAGCAGGAGGGUCAUGAACAGAAACCUGCCUAGAGACCUGCUAAUCAAUCCCACGAUGGACUGUCACAUUCAAAUAAUUCUACAGAGAACACAUCGCCACCUCACUGAACUCCGCCCCCCACAUCCCCAUACAUCAUCCAUGACCACCCCUCAAACCACACCUCACACACACACACACAUCACACACACACACUGCUCAAACCCAAAACACACCACACAUUUCACACACACCCCAAACAUAUCAUAAACACACACUUCAGCCCUUAAAUACGACCCCACCACCCCACCUUCACUCACUACUCUACCCUAGUUCACCUGCUCACACCACGGAUGGUGUACUUCACCAAGUACACACACACACACACUGCCCACGGUCCGUGUACUUCACCACAGACACACACACACACAGCCCAGUCGGUGUACUUCACCAUGGUAUACUUCAUAUUCAGAUUUGAUAUUCCCACCUGUGGUGUCUAUGUAAUAAACAUCAAGUUGAUGAUGAUGCAGUAUUGCCUGUUUAAAGGUGCUAUAGGCUGCAGCACUGAGAACUGUUCUGACCUCAACACUAGCUGUUCUGACCUCAACACUAGCUGUUCAAGCUUUCUGAUUUAUUUCUGUUAUUUUUAUAUAUGUGUAUAUGUAACGGAAGGUCCUGAGUUUAUGUUUUUCUCGUUCCUUGAUAAUUGUCUUAUUUCUGUAGUCAACAAAUUGUGUUGUGUACAUAAUACCCUGAAUAAAAGGGGAGUUUGGGAACAUGAAA